Culex pipiens pallens (northern house mosquito) is the source of this 2733-nucleotide messenger RNA. RefSeq names its product pseudouridylate synthase 7 homolog (gene Pus7). The transcript is spliced from 2 exons. Bases 152 to 2338 code for a protein of 728 amino acids. Lineage: Eukaryota; Metazoa; Arthropoda; Insecta; Diptera; Culicidae. Gene Ontology annotation, cellular component: nucleus. Gene Ontology annotation, biological process: pseudouridine synthesis. The record is from RefSeq and is a predicted model, not a curated record. Gene Ontology annotation, molecular function: pseudouridine synthase activity; RNA binding.
CUGUCAUUCUCGCUCGUGCAUUCUCUCUCUCCGUCGGCCCGGCAAACACGUGCAAGUUUCUACCCUUCCCGCUGGUAGAUUCCAACUCCUUCCGAAAUCCCGCGAGUGGUCCCAGUUCCUUGAUACCCAUCCAGACAAGCGCCCUCCGAUCAUGGGCCGUAACAACUUUCAGCAUCGCGGUGGCCGUGGUGGUGGAGGCGGCCGCGGCGGAGGUCAUCGGAACAAUCCGUUUAAAAAUCGUGGCGGUGGCGGCGGCGGAGGAGGACGAGGUAGAGGUGGUCAUCAGAACCGGCCACCGUUCAACCGGAACAAGCAAGCGGGUGGCAAGGACCGGAAUCGACGCGACGGGGCGGUGCUGUCCGAGCUGAAGGAGGAACAGGUGUUUGUGACGGAGUACGUAACGCCGGGGGAAGGAUUCCGGGGGAUUUUGAAGUCGAGGUUUUCCGACUUUCAUGUGAACGAGAUUGAUUGCGAAGGAAACGAGGCUGUGUUGACGGAGUUGAAAUUGCCGGAACAGCCCAAGGAGGACACGAGCAAUAGCGAACAGGAGCUGGUGGCGUUGAUCACGCAGGAGACAUUGGAUCAGAUUCGGAAGGUUGCGGAAUCGAAGGUCAAAUGCAGCGAUGUUGUUGAAAUCGAUGUCACCGAAAUGUCCAAGGAAGACCGUGGAAAGAUUCACAACGGUGCCAAGGGAUUGUUUGGCAGUGCCAUUAUUGGAUCGACCGUGACGAAGGACGACCGGAAGUUUGUCACUUUCACGCAGUUUGACAAGAAGAAAGUUCGCGAUCGGCGCGAAAAGUGGCUGUGGCCGGAGGAGUUUACGCAUUUCAUGCUGUACAAAGAGAAUAUCGACACGAUUCAGGCGACGACGAUGUUAACGGAGAACCUGCGAUGCUCGCCGUCGGCGUUUGCGUACGCCGGAACGAAGGAUCGACGGGCCAAGACGACGCAGUGGGUCAGCAUACGGCACGGCGAUCCGGUUCGGAUUGCAUCCGCCGCGGCCAAGCUCAGAAACAUCAAGAUCGGAAACUUUUGCUUCAAACCAGCGCAGCUCAAGUUGGGCCAGCUGCGUGGCAACCGGUUCCGGAUCGUGCUCCGCCAGGUCACGGCCAGUGAAGACGUGCUGCGAAGCUCGCUGGAGAGUUUCCGCGAGAAGGGUUUCAUCAACUACUUCGGCCUGCAGCGGUUCGGUAACUGUGCGUCCAUUCCGACGUACAAAGUCGGCAUCGAAAUCUUGAAGAGCGAGUGGAAAGAAGCUUGCGACUUGAUCCUGAAACCGCGGGAGGGCGACGUGUGGUUCAUGCAGCAGGUUCGCGAGAUUUGGCAAAAGACUGGCGAUGCGCAGGCUGCGUUCGAAAAGUUCUUUUACAGCAACAAGAGCAUCGAGAAGACGAUUCUGAAGUGGCUUGCAUCGCAUGAAAACGAUUUUCGAGGCGCCCUCGAACAUCUGCCUCGUAACAUGCGGCUGCUGUACAGCCACUCGUACCAAAGCGUGAUCUGGAACAGAGUCGCUUCCAGACGAAUAAGAGACCUCGGCUAUCGUCUCGUCCCGGGAGAUCUCGUCUUCGUGGACAAAUCUGCGGAACAUGUCGAUCUGGAACCCGUUCUUGACGUGGAAGCCGCCUUAGAGCAGAACGAAACCGUCCAGCAGGAAGACAAAGAAGAAACCGACCAGUCGGAACAAUCCCCCGAACUCUCGCACUUCAAAAGCCUCGUGAAACCGCUCACCGAGGCCGACAUCGAAUCCGGCUCGUACACCAUCUUCGACAUCGUCCUGCCCCUGCCCGGCCAUGACAUCGCCUAUCCGGCAAACGAGUGCGCCACCUGGUACGAGGAACUCCUCGCCGCCGAUGGUCUGUCCUCGGAGAAGCUCAAGCAAAAGACCAAAAUGCACUCGCUGACCGGAGCCUACCGGAAGGUCUUCAUCAAACCGGAAAAUCUCGACUGGAAGCUAGUCCUGUACGAAAACCCCAACGGCGCGCUCAUUCUGUCAGACCUGGAAAAGCUAAACAACGUGCCGGAACCUACGCAGCCGGAAAACGCCCCCCACAAGGCGCUCCUGUUGGACUUCCGGCUCCCGAGCUCGGCGUACGCGACGAUGGCUCUGCGGGAGAUCCUCAAGGUGGACACGUCCGCGCUGUACCAGCGAUCGCUCAGGCAGCAGGAGACCAAAUCGGAGGAAAGCGCGCCAACGGAAGAAGCGGAAGCACCCAAAGAAGAGGACGAACCAGUUGUCUCAGACGGCGACGAGAAACCUGAGGAAAACCACGAGGCAGAAUCUCCGGAAGGCAACGGAGACGAUGAAGAACCGGCGGAGAAGCGGGCCAAGCUCGACUGAGGCUGUUAAGCGAGCGGAAUACUGACCACAAAUCGCAUUUUGGGGAUGCCACACGGCCGGGUCGGUAAAGUGUUCGAUUGAAGGGAAGUGCGGAGGAAUCGAAAACGGGCAGUUUCCCGAUCUGGGUGUGGUGGCUCAAAAUGUAUACUAUCGAGGAAAAUAAUUUAAAACACACACACACUCACACAAAAUGGAACUUUUGGUUCCGCCAAGGAAAACUUCCUUUUACAAAUAAAGGAGACUGCGUUUUGAAAUUGAAGGACAAGACUGGAGGUGAAAGGCAAUCGAAGAGACAGAAAAGUUAAGCAAGCAGAAUAAAUAUGUAAAAAAAAAAACAAACUGUAACUUCAGUCACUCGUAUUUUUGAUAAAUAUAUCAUUCGUUAGCAAAUGCAA